Molecule: messenger RNA, 2655 nt
Organism: Anopheles gambiae (African malaria mosquito)
Lineage: Eukaryota; Metazoa; Arthropoda; Insecta; Diptera; Culicidae
Exons: 5
Coding region: 755-2110 (451 amino acids)
Source: RefSeq, a predicted model, not a curated record
AACUCUUUUUUCCCGCCGUGACGCGCUUUAGUCGAGCUCGGAGCGCAUAGCGAAGCGGUACGCAAGUACGCGGUUACUUGCGGCACACGGUGGUUUGUGGUUUUGGGGUCUGUCUUUGUCGAGCGUUUGUGCGUUCGUUUCCGUGAUAGCGUAGUUUUCCCCUCAGCGGUUUUGGUGUCUGCUGCCGGAAUUGGCUACUGCUUCGGUCGAUUGAUUAUUGGCGCCCCCUUCCCGAGAGAGCAGCCCAACGAGGCUGGAGAAGGAAGUUUGCAGUGCAACGGCAUGAAAUGCAGCGGCGUAAUUUGGGGUGAUGUGGAGCACACGUGUGAAAACGAUCGCGAAUAAUUGGAUGUUUGCAGUGGGGUGGAAAGAAAGGUGCAGCGUAAUGCGGAUGGUGCAGUGAGCGGGCGAUCAGGCUGUGACACAAUUUGACUACGACUACGAGGAGCGAUCGAUAAUAGUCCCCCCAGGAGGUGGCGAGGCAAGGCAGAAUUUCUGGAGAUAGUGUCAGUUUCACACGGUGACCUAGUUCAGCAAAAGACCUACGACAAAGUCUCCGCUUAGGGUGUGUGUGUGUGUUUAUGUGUGUGAGUGUUGCUGUGCCCGUGAUAUCGUGAUAUCCGUGCGUCCAGAAGAGUGUUUAACCUGAUCUUCUCAUCAGUGUAGUGAUACGGGGCGGAAAAACCUGCACUAGAUUGAUAGAUUACCUUCAACGCAUCUUUAAACAAGACAGUUCUUUCAACGCCGUCUCAAAAUGGAGACCCGGUGGACACGGUGCGUCCAGCUUGUUCUUCUUCUAGCACUUGUAACGAUCCCGGCCAUCAUAGCGUCCUCCACACCAGAACAGCACGAGCUAAAGCUCCCGGCAAACGAUCCCAAAGGCACCCAAACCGCGGUCGGGGUAGAAAGCGACACGCGUCCCGAUUCCGGUCACUUACGCACGGCAGCCGACGAACUAAUUGCUGCGCGUGAGUCGUCGCCGGCAGAGUCGUCGUCGCCCAACUACCACCACCACACGGCGAAGAAACGGCUCGCGGGCAAGGAAAGCAAAAAGUACCGGAAAAAGUACGUGUCCGAGGAUGAUUAUCGAAAAUCGAUGCCACACGAUGCCGGCCCGCAGACGGCGAGCGGUGGCGGCAAGCAAGCGAGUGGAACGGCCAAAUCCAGCGAACCGCACAGCAGAAAGAAGCGCCUGAUCUGGGUUACGGACGACGGUCGGUUAGCGCUGCCGCCCGGUACGUCACUAACGAUUGCGCCGACGAUCGCCCUUCCGUUUGUGCGCUACCCACCGACCGGCUUUCUGUCCAACAUCUCGAUCAGCUUGCCCAUAACGAUUGACUUCGAUAAGCUGGGACUGACGGAUAACCAGAAUCCGCUCGGUGUAUUACCGCCCAUAUUUGCAAGAUCGAUGGGCCAGGCAGCUGGCUCCGUGCUGGCCGACUACGUGUCGGACUAUAUGCGGCUGCAGCGACGAAAGCGGAGCAUUCCCAGCCCGGCGAACGAUCACUUCAAGAUCACCACCAACCGGUUGGAUGAUGAGGAUGGGGAAAUGGCCAUGCCACAGCUUCCGGCCGAGCACAAGCAUGCGUUCCAUGGUGGAGAACGAGCACUGCUGUACGUGGUGGUUGAAGAUUUCAUUGCCAACUUCGGGCUGGAUGGGAGAGCGUGCAUGCUUCGUGCCAUAUGUGAGGUCCACUCGAAGUCGAUCGAGAAGUUUGGGCUGAUCGGUGAGAUGUUGAAGCUGUUCUUUACAGCUUCCCAAUCGCCAUAUGCCGAACAUUUGGAGGAGUACGUAACGGCCGAAAAGAUUGGCCGUGGACAGGAUGGUCCGGGUGAAUGCUUCCCCUACUACAAGGACUGCCCGCGCAGUUUGUUCCGUUCGUCCAACAACUUCCAGCAGAUGUACCGACAGCCGGCCGGGGAUCGGCACGAAGCGGAAGACUCCGAUCGUGACGUGGAUGAUGAGGCACACUUUGGCAACGAGAUCCCGAGCGAGCGUGUCGAAUAUCCGGCCCGUGAACCGCGGGCGACCGGGUCGCGGAACAGCAACACCAAAGAAAGUACGAUCGUACAGCUGGAGCAGCGCGAUCUAGCGGAGAUGGCAAUGUAGGGAUGCAAACAAAAAAGCCCAUGUUAGUAAUCACUUAUCUCGGGGGAGUUUCUGUAGUAUAUCUGGUGCUACAAAACAAACGAAUCAUUCGGUUAUGGCAGCGCGUGACGCGAGCCGACCUACUGGAAGGGUAUUAAACAGUUAAGAUCGUUGACAGUUUCACAGUAAUGGAUGUAAAUCUUAGCAGUAGAUGGAUGGAAUCGAUCUUACAGCUUCAUGUGAGCGAACUGCGGCAUAGAGUUCCGUUUCGUUAGAUAGAAUAGUAAUUUAUUCGUAAUGUAUUAGACAGAUACGAUAAUUGGACACGAAGGGGGCAGGUUUGCUGGAUGUGCGAUCCUUUUUGUGUUUUGGUGAGCGUGCGGUCACAUAGUGGCCUAAACAGCAUGGAGAAACAGUCUUACGUUAGACGAACGUUGUUUUUAAUAUUUAUUGUGUAAUUAUUUGCAGCAACAGGUGCCCAUAAUUUUCAAUGUAGUCGCUAAUGACCAGGGAACGAUAAAAAGCAAUAAAGUGAAACCGCGAGUCGUGUAAAUAUUUAAAUAAAA